This is a messenger RNA of Limanda limanda (common dab), 932 nucleotides long. RefSeq lists its product as uncharacterized. Lineage: Eukaryota; Metazoa; Chordata; Actinopteri; Pleuronectiformes; Pleuronectidae. The transcript is spliced from 2 exons. The record is from RefSeq and is a predicted model, not a curated record. Bases 321 to 863 code for a protein of 180 amino acids.
UCACUCCCUCAGAGCAGGACACGGUGGAGAGGACUGUGUUUCCUGUUUGUUCACAUCGCACUUCCGAGCCUUAGCUUAGCCCGACAGAGCGAGCUAAGCUACCGGCCUGUUGGUUAGCAGCCAUUAGCUUCAGAUCAUAAAUCACUAUAUAAAUAUCGUGUUGUUGUGUCGGUGCUGUCGGUUGUUAAACAGCCGGGAGAUGAACCGUGUGAUGACGACAGGCCGCGACUCGACAAACCGCCGAGGCUAACAACAAAGCUAAAGCUAGCACGCGUGACUGCUAGCUUUAGCGUUAGCAUUAGCUAUAGCGUUAGCCGUCCAUGUGGACACUGAUCCAGGUCUCCGUGGUUCUCCUGGUGUGGACCGGGGCUCCGCGGGCCGGGGAGGCGUGUGCUGCCGCCGGGGAGCAGCGGGGAACCAGCGCCGACGCCCUCCUGCUGUGCCGGGCCUGCGGACUGGAGCUAGCCACCGGGGCGGACAUUCACCUGGUCCCCAGCCGCCUGGCGCUGUCCUCCCGCAACCACACGCUGCCCGGGGGCCGGAGGGUCACCGUGCAGCUGUUCGAGAACCCCCACGGGCUCCGCUUCGAGGUGUUCACCUUCAGGAAGGCGGAUGUGGAGAAGCACUGGCCGGCGGACAAACACUUCACCUGGUUCCCCGGGUUCUCGUGGACCGCGGCCACAUGUCCCCGGUGUCGGACCCAUCUAGGAUGGGCCUUCCAGCCGAGUGCCUGGCCCGACACCAUCACAAAAUCUCAAUUUGAGGAGUCAGAUGAAACCUUCGUGGCUUUAAUCACUCACCAGCUGCUUAGUGAAGACUUUGCUUCAAGCCUGCUGAUGACUCCCAAAUCCUUCACCAGCUGAUGAGACUCUUUCAGUUAACCCAGGUGCCUUUUCUGUGACCUUUCCCCUAAAUAAAUGUCUAUAUGCCUC